Messenger RNA from Ictalurus punctatus (channel catfish), 3480 nucleotides. RefSeq names its product BTB (POZ) domain containing 2a (gene btbd2a). Gene Ontology annotation, biological process: neurogenesis. Lineage: Eukaryota; Metazoa; Chordata; Actinopteri; Siluriformes; Ictaluridae. The coding region runs from base 279 to 2075 and encodes 598 amino acids. Gene Ontology annotation, cellular component: cytosol; P-body. Gene Ontology annotation, molecular function: protein binding. The transcript has 10 exons. The record is from RefSeq and is a predicted model, not a curated record.
UGCGCAGUGUGCCAGUUCUCUAGGUGAGUAGAUAUCAGAACAGACAUUCUAAAGAGUUUCUAAAGGAAUGAUUGCUUCCGUCUUUAGACUCACCGCCUGUAUGGUGCCUGACAUAAGCUGGGGACAUUGGAGUUUAACCAAGGCCGGGAGACAAACGUGAGGCGACGUGUGUUUAUGUAAAAACACUACAUUUUAUUUGUCAUGGAAGACAGUGAAGUGACGGCUGGGCGAGCCAUCUCUCUCCGCCCUCUCGACUCAUUUAGCCCGUAUUUCUGGUUAUGCGCUGUUGCGUGCGUAUAUUCCAGCCCAGCCUGCAGUGCUCGCCGUGCAAGAUGGCCGCGGGUGAGAGCAACAGCCGCUCCGCUUGUUUAAACCCGCCCAAUUCGGGCUCGCUGGGCAACGCUCGGCCGAGCAACGGCGCUCACUCGGUGCCCGUCAGCAACCUGGGCUCAGGGUCUGCAGGGUCUGCGGGGAACGCUGAUCCCCAGGCGCCAGGCCUCGACCGCGACACCGCGCUGGUGUCCGCGAGCACAGGGAGCGCGCAGAAUCCUCCGCGGCAGCCUGCGCCUCACAACACGGCGAGCAGGGACGCUCCGCGCGCCGCCUCCAACAUGAACAUGACGGCCACGUCGACGUCCGGCGCGGCGGCGGCAUUAUCUUCAUCAUCCUCAUCGUCCUCGUCAUCUUCCUCAUCAUCUUCAUCUGCGGGCGCGUCCGCAGUCUCGGCCUCUGUCCCCGGCAGCCCAGCCUCAGUGCUCGUGUAUCGUGAACCCGUUUACAACUGGCAGGCGACGAAAAGCACGGUGAAAGAAAGGUUCGCGUUUCUGUUCAACAACGAGGUGCUGAGCGACGUCCAUUUUUUGGUGGGGAAGGGGAUGGGAGUGCAGCGCAUUCCUGCGCACAGAUUUGCCCUCGCCGUUGGGAGUGCAGUGUUUGAUGCCAUGUUUAACGGCGGCAUGGCCACCACAUCCACCGAAAUCGAGCUUCCCGACGUGGAACCUGCUGCUUUUCUGGCCCUCCUUAAGUUUCUGUACUCUGAUGAAGUACAAAUUGGGCCAGAAACAGUGAUGACCACAUUGUACACUGCGAAAAAAUAUGCAGUUCCUGCGCUCGAGGCACAUUGUGUCGAGUUCCUGAAGAAGAACCUACGAGCUGACAAUGCUUUUAUGUUGCUUACCCAGGCACGGCUCUUUGACGAGCCACAGCUUGCCAGCCUUUGCCUUGAGAACAUAGACAAGAACACUGCAGAUGCACUCGCUGCUGAGGGCUUCACUGACGUUGACCUUGACACGUUGGUGGCAGUAUUGGAGAGGGACACACUCGGGGUGCGGGAGGUGUGUCUGUUUGGAGCAGCGGUGCGUUGGGCUGAGGCUGAGACUCAGAGGCAGCAGCUGCAGCCCACACCAGAGAACAAGAGACGAGUGUUGGGCAAAGCCCUCGGCCUCAUCCGCUUCCCACUCAUGACCAUAGAAGAGUUUGCAGCAGGUCCAGCUCAGUCAGGCAUACUAACAGACCGGGAGGUGGUCAGUCUGUUCCUGCACUUCACCGUUAACCCCAAACCUCAUGUGGAGUUUAUUGAUCGGCCACGUUGUUGUCUGCGAGGGAAGGAGUGCAGCAUCACACGCUUCGGCCAGGUGGAGAGCCGCUGGGGAUACAGUGGGACCAGCGACCGCAUCCGGUUUUCUGUCAAUCGCAGGAUAUUUGUGGUGGGAUUUGGGCUUUACGGCUCCAUACAUGGUCCAACUGACUAUCAAGUCAACAUCCAGAUCAUUCACACGGACAGCAACACAGUCUUGGGGCAGAACGACACUGGCUUCAGCUGUGAUGGCACAGCUAAUACCUUCCGUGUGAUGUUUAAAGAACCUGUGGAGAUUCUCCCUAGUGUCAACUACAUUGCCUGUGCAACACUUAAGGGACCAGACUCCCACUAUGGGACAAAGGGUAUGCGCAAAGUCACUCAUGAAGCUCCGGCUACAGGUACUAAGACCUGCUUUACCUUCUGCUACGCUGCGGGUAACAACAACGGCACAUCGGUAGAAGAUGGACAAAUUCCCGAGCUCAUCUUCUACACAUAAUGAUGGAUGUGGAUGUUUGAUGUGUGUGGACUUCACUACUUGUUCCUUUUUCAGUGAACUGCUCUGGUGUACACAUCAGCAACCAAAUAAUUUGUUUUUAUUUUUUUUUUUGUCUGAGCAUGAGAAAUCUAUAACAUACCCAGUUGUGCAUUGGGUAUGGAUGUUUCUUUUUUUUUUGUUUUUACCUGUGUAGCACCUCAUUGUAUAAAGCUGGACCUAUGACCAAAUUGUGACAUUUGAUUGGUCAGAUUCUGUCAAUAGAGCUUCAAUGCUCAAUAACAGAGUCAUGUCAGUUUAGUUUAGUGUUAAACGGGUCUGAACUGGGUCCAUAUUUUGGCUCUAGUAAAUGUUUAGAGGUUCUGAGUUGCACUGACGCACUUUUGACCCAGACGCAUCUGCAAAACGUGUUUGGGCAAAAUACACUACCAUUUGUUUAAAACAGACUGUUAUGUUUUCUGAGGCAUAAAAAUGUUGAAAAUAGUGGAAAAGUAUGUUUACAAGGAAUGCUGAACUGUAAAUGCCCUUGAUAAUAUCCAGUACAAAUUCCAAUGGAGCACAUGCAUUCAAAAUGCUAUUCUACUAUUUUGAACUGAAUAAUGAGGAUAACCUAAAUGAAUGUAUAUCGACUUCCCAAUCUGUGUACUGCUUAUGUGCUUUGUUAUUGUACAAGUGCUGUAAAUACAUCAUGUAUGUUCAAUUAAAGUCUGUACACUUAGUGUGCUUCAGUAAGCAAUGCAUGCUCACUUGAUUUAUACCUGAUCCUUUUACAGGUCAUAAGAGUUUCAAUCAUGCCAAGUCAAAUCGAAAUAUCUUUGGGUUCAUUCACUCAAAUGAUACGGACAUGGUUUCUAUUGGAAUAUAAUUGAUAUCUAUGAAGUAGACAAGAUCUUGAACAGAAGCAAAUGCUUUUCUACUCAACCAUGCCCCACAAAUAAAAUGCUGUUAAGCCAUCUUAAAUUAAUUUAACUAUUAAUUAAAAAUUAAAUAAUUUAACUACAACUAGAAGACUAGUCAAAAGCUGGUACAACUUCUAUUGUUGCCUGAUUAUAGGUUUGUUAUACCAGGUACUUGACUAUUUCCUACCUACUGUACACAAUAAGCAGGAGAGAAAGAGAAAAAAGGUACAUUGUUCAGCCAUGCAACGCAAGAAAACAAAAUGUUUUAAUUGAAAAUAAAACACAGGAUGCAAGAUACAGGAGUUGAUCUUUGUAUUUAAUACCAUUUUUAGCCACAUGUGUAAGCCAUGGCAUAAGUAUCGAAUAGCCAUGAAUUGACAGAACAUAGCAAUGUCCAGACAACACAAUUUCUCUUAUUAAUAUGUUUAAGUUUAUCGAUCGCAUAUUUUUGGCAAGCAAUAGUGCUCAUGAUGUUCUGUACAGUCCAGUCCCUCUGUGGGAAUGUGAGG